AUGUGAGUGGUCCUAUACGUGCUCCUGCUCGGACUAUCUUUGCUCUGUGUUUUACUCCUUUGAGUCUACUUCAGUUUUGCGAAAAUGUUUGUAAAAAGAUUUGUCAAACCUUGUCUUUUGGGGCUGAGAAAUGUUUCGGGGCGAGAGAAGAUACUCUCGGCGGCUGCUGCAAGACUGCAGCACAGCCAGGCCGAGCAGCAUCCAGCCCCCUCGCUCCGGCCGGAGACCUCCAGCGCCAAGAACCUGAUGGACAUCGGGACCCGCCGGAUCUUCAACGAGGACCACGACCUCUUCAGGCAAAACGUACGCCGCUUCUUUCAGGAGGAGGUGGUCCCCCACCAUAAAGAGUGGGAGAAGGCGGGUCAGGUGAGCAGGGAAUUGUGGGAGAAGGCUGGUGAGCAAGGCCUGCUGGGAGUAAAUAUAUCAGAGGAGCACGGCGGCAUCGGAGGAGACCUGUAUUCUACUGCGAUCACAUGGGAGGAGCAAAUGUAUUGCAACUGCACAGGCCCUGGCUUCAGCCUGCACUCCGACAUCGUCAUGCCCUACCUCGUCAACUAUGGCACCAAGGAGCAGAUCGAGCGCUUCAUUCCCAACAUGACUGCCGGGAAAUGCAUCGGCGCGAUUGGAAUGACGGAGCCGGGAGCAGGCAGUGACCUACAGGGCGUGAGGACAUACGCCAAGAAGGAUGGCAGCGACUGGAUCCUCAACGGCAACAAGGUGUUCAUCACAAACGGCUGGAUGGCGGACCUGGUGGUGGUGGUGACGGUGACCAACCGCGAGGCCAAGACGGCGGCACACGGCAUCAGCCUGUUCCUGGUGGAGGACGGCAUGAAGGGCUUCCAGAAAGGACGCAAGUUGGACAAGAUUGGUCUGAAGGCCCAGGACACGGCCGAGCUGUUUUUUGAAGACGUGCGUCUCCCAGCUAGCGCCCUGCUGGGGGAACUCAACAAAGGCUUCUACUACCUCAUGAAGGAACUGCCGCAGGAGCGCCUUCUGAUCGGCGACAUGGCCAUAUCGAGCUGCGAGUUCAUGUUUGAGGAAACCAGGAACUACGUGUUGCAGCGCAAAGCCUUCGGCAAGACGAUCGCUCACCUGCAGACCGUGCAGCACAAGCUGGCAGAGCUGAAGACGGAGAUCUGCGUGGGCCGAACCUUCCUGGACCACUGCCUCCAGCUCCACGCUGAGAAACGUCUCGAUCAGGCCACGGCCUCCAUGGCGAAGUUUUGGGCGUCCGACCUCCAGAACAAAGUGGCCACCCAGUGCCUGCAGCUCCACGGAGGCUGGGGCUACAUGUGGGAAUACCCCAUCGCCAAGGCGUUUGUGGACUCCCGGGUUCAGCCCAUCUACGGCGGCACCAACGAGAUCAUGAAGGAGCUUAUCGCACGCGGCAUUGUUAGCCAGAAGUGAGACAUGCAGAAGAUAAAUGCAUAUAUAUGUUUUCAUGCAGGGUCUUUACAUUUCUUGAUUAACUUUCAUAACAUACGUUCUAUUUUUUCGUGGUGGAGGAGCACUGGGUAGAGAGACAGGCAAUUUGCAUAGACCCUUUGAACAAAGCUUUGAAAUAGUGCGGGAAGCUUUUAUGAAUCAGGAUAAAACACUUUUUUUCCCUUCUUUUAAGCUUUCUUCUUUAACAACUUUGCAGCGCCAGCACCAUUAGGAAGUAUGAUGGUUAGCUAACAUGAGCAAACUAGCCGAUUCUCCACAAAGCCUUGAUCAAAAAUAAAAUAAUGAUUAUAAUUAUUUUUAUAUUAUGCCUCCCAAUCCUUGCUGGUGUUUAUAUAUACUGAAGCUAACACAUUAGACGCGAAAGGGACUGUUAUUGGAUCUGUGUGUGUUGAAAUUGUGCGCUAAAUAAAUAUUUAAUACGUUU
Mugil cephalus (flathead mullet) is the source of this 1870-nucleotide messenger RNA. It is a transcript of the gene acadl, whose product is annotated as acyl-CoA dehydrogenase long chain. Bases 85 to 1407 code for a protein of 440 amino acids. Gene Ontology annotation, molecular function: long-chain fatty acyl-CoA dehydrogenase activity; flavin adenine dinucleotide binding. Gene Ontology annotation, cellular component: mitochondrion. The record is from RefSeq and is a predicted model, not a curated record. Gene Ontology annotation, biological process: fatty acid beta-oxidation using acyl-CoA dehydrogenase; long-chain fatty acid catabolic process; carnitine metabolic process, CoA-linked. NCBI's taxonomy places the organism in Eukaryota, Metazoa, Chordata, Actinopteri, Mugiliformes, Mugilidae. The transcript has 11 exons.